This is a messenger RNA of Mycotypha africana, 1263 nucleotides long. RefSeq names its product P-loop containing nucleoside triphosphate hydrolase protein. The transcript is spliced from 4 exons. Gene Ontology annotation, cellular component: cytosol. Gene Ontology annotation, biological process: iron-sulfur cluster assembly. The record is from RefSeq and is a predicted model, not a curated record. Lineage: Eukaryota; Fungi; Mucoromycota; Mucoromycetes; Mucorales; Mycotyphaceae. Gene Ontology annotation, molecular function: ATP binding; ATP-dependent FeS chaperone activity; 4 iron, 4 sulfur cluster binding. The coding region runs from base 132 to 1106 and encodes 324 amino acids.
GUGACCGCCAAUUCCUUUUUUUGUAACGAUCCAUAGAGACUGCACAGACAUGUAUCAAAAUCCACUCUUUCUUUCUUACACUGAAUUCUUUUUUAUACCUCCACCUUUUUCGGCAUACCUAGAUAUUAUAAAUGUCACCCACCGCUGAUGAUAAACCUGAGAAUGCUAAUGAGCAUUGUCCUGGUGUAGAAAGUGAAGAAGCUGGUAAAGCGGAAGCUUGUGCCGGAUGUCCGAAUCAAGCUAUUUGUGCGUCGGCACCCAAAGGACCUGAUCCAGAUAUCCCUGUCAUCACUGAACGCCUUUCUGGUGUCCAACAUAAAAUUCUUGUUCUUUCAGGUAAAGGGGGUGUUGGCAAAUCCAGCUUCACUUCGCAACUUGCCUGGGCACUGGCAGGUUACGAAGAUGAAGAUUUACAAAUUGGCGUCAUGGACGUCGAUAUUUGUGGGCCGUCUAUUCCUACAAUCAUGGGCGUUGUGGACGAGCAAAUUCAUCAAAGCGCCAGCGGCUGGUCUCCCGUCUUUGUUACUGAUAAUUUGGGCGUCAUGUCCAUCGGCUUUAUGCUGCCUGAUAAAGAUGAUGCCGUUAUCUGGCGUGGACCCAAGAAGAACGGGUUGAUCAAACAGUUCUUGAAAGAUGUGGAUUGGGGAGAGCUUGAUUACUUGUUGGUGGAUACACCACCGGGUACUUCAGAUGAACAUUUAUCUUUAGCUUCCUUUUUAAAAGAAAGUGGCAUCGAUGGUGCUGUCGUCAUUACGACGCCUCAGGAAGUGGCCUUGCAAGAUGUGAGGAAGGAAAUUGAUUUUUGUAGAAAGGCCAAGAUCCCCAUCUUGGGUUUGGUGGAAAAUAUGUCGGGAUUUGUGUGUCCCAAUUGCCAUGGUGAAAGUGUGAUAUUCCCUCCUACAACAGGUGGUGCAAAAGCGUUGGCAGAUGAAUUUGGUUUGGAAUUGCUGGGUAAAAUCCCGUUGGAUCCUCGAGUAGCCAAGAGCUGCGAUAUGGGACAAUCAUUUUUGGAUGAGUAUCCUGAGUCACCGGCUAGCGAAGCUUAUUUGCAGAUUAUUGAAAGAAUCAGAGACAAGUGUGAAGGUGCCAUUGAAGAAGUUGCGUAAAUCAUCCAAGUUAUUUUGAAAACUUUUACCGGUCUACCGGUCGUCAUUGUACAUUGUAUAUAUUUUAAUCAAAAGCAAACAUUUAUUGUAUUAAUGAGAAGAUAUCUAAACAAUAAUUAGCAUAAAUACUUUUUUUUUUUUUUUUUUUUUUUUUUUU